This is a messenger RNA of Paralichthys olivaceus (Japanese flounder), 6752 nucleotides long. It is a transcript of the gene gigyf1a, whose product is annotated as GRB10 interacting GYF protein 1a. Gene Ontology annotation, molecular function: protein binding. Gene Ontology annotation, biological process: insulin-like growth factor receptor signaling pathway. The record is from RefSeq and is a predicted model, not a curated record. Gene Ontology annotation, cellular component: cytosol. NCBI's taxonomy places the organism in Eukaryota, Metazoa, Chordata, Actinopteri, Pleuronectiformes, Paralichthyidae.
CAUAAGAAAUCAAAGGUGGAAACAAAUAAGUAGUGAAAUGGCGAAAAGAAAAAACAUGAAAAAACCCAGCAACAAACCAAACAAACUGCACAAAAGGUUACUUAUCCUCCCUCUUCACAGUCAUCCAUUCUCCCUUCACUUAUCACCUCUUUCUGCAGACUCUUAUAGUACUAGAGCCAUAUCUUCUUUUUCCAUAAAGUGGAUGAAAGAUUCCCAAAAUGAAUUGAGAGCUUUAAGGAUGUAAGUAACAAUUUUGCAUGACACAUUUGAUCUGAUCACACGUUCAAGGCUCAUCUCGCAGUUGGGGACAACAAUCAUCCGUGCAUGCGGUGCCACUGCAGUUCAACAGCGCCCGCUGUCGAUCAAACCCCGCUACUACAUCCUACAAACGCAGGACAUGCCCUGCGCAUCGAUCACUUCUACUCCGAGGUUAAUGAGACAAUAGCUGAAAAAACAUCAAGCACCCCACACUUGAAGCCACUGACUGUGUGGUUUUAGUAAACAACUUUGCAGGAGGUAAAGUUGUGUGUGUGUGUACAGAACAAGCUGUUUUUGCCGAUGCCUUCCUCCUCUACAGCCCCAUGCUGGAGUUAGCUUGCCCCCGCAGCUCGCAGGAUAUUCACCGCCCUCCAUCUAAAACGGAAAAAUCCGUCUCAGAGUGCAAAGUGGACGCGAUCUGUGUCCGGGCUGCUCGGUCGGUGUGUGCUCGCCCCACUCCAACGUUGGGUUAGGGCGCUUGUCAGUGUCCAGUCACGUGGUGUCACACGGACGGCCAUGUUUCCGAAACACAAACAACAAGAGGAGCAGCGACUGGGAGCCAGCAGACACACACUGAUACGCAGCAGCGACCGUCGGAGGAGAGGGGGGAAAUAGUGAACACAACGCGGAGCACGACUUUGUGGAAGUGCGAUUCUGUCGAAUGAAUACGUUUACAGUGUUUAAAGAGACCAAUGCAGGCGACAUAUUGGCUGUAGCCGCACCGCGCAGACCAGCAGUCUGGUAGCUACACACAGUGAAGUGGUGCAAAGGGAGGUGGACAGGAAAUAAAGGAGUUACCUGGAGGGUGUCCGUCAAUCCACAUUUUAGUUGGAGCGAGAGAAAAAGGCACGACGGGAGAGAGAGAAAGGAGAAGAGGAGUGCGUGUCGCGUCUGCUCUUGGCAGCUGUUCCAGCAGCCUGUUUCAUCCUUUCGGCUGUUAUUUCGUUUUUGAUGAAUCAGUUCAUAUUUUUAACUUUAAUGUGAGAUAUAACUGCUGUAGUAAAAGAAAGAAAGAAAGAAAAUAUUAUUAAUAGCAAGAGUGUUUUUAUUUUGUUCCAUCGUUGUUUUCUGAGGUUCUUUUUGUUUUUUUGUGUUUAACAACCUUUUUGGGCUGUGAGUAGCAGGAGCUUCCAUUCUCCAAACUAUCGUCGAAACCCCUUCCUUACUUAGUUAGGACCUGAUAACCUGGUAUUCCUCAAGCACCUGAAACUGGCAGCUAUUCUCUUUGUGUCUGUGUGUUUGGGGAGCUCUGUGACCACAGCUUAAGCACCACUCAGCCUUUUUGUCACCUAAGCCUAACUAAAGCCAGCCAGCUCUAGCCUGGUCCAGCCCAGUCCAGCCUGCUCCGAUCACUUGGACAGGAUACUCAGUUCUGUGUGGACGUGAGGAAUAUGACUGCUGAGACUCUUAACUUCGGCCCAGAAUGGCUCCGUGCACUGUCCAGUGGGGGGAGUGUGACGUCCCCCCCUCCUUCCCCCGCCAUGCCAAAGUACAAGCUGGCCGAGUAUCGCUACGGCCGAGAGGAGAUGUUAGCACUUUAUAUCAAAGACAACAAGGUCCCAGAGGACAUGCAGGAUAAGGAGUUUGCUGCUAUUCUGCAGGAUGAGCCCAUGCAGCCACUGGCACUAGUGCCUCUCACUGAGGAGGAGCAGAGGAACUUCUCCAUGUCUGUGAACAGUGUUGCAGUGCUGAGGCUCAUGGGAAAAGGGGUCGGUGGGGCUGCCCCAGCUGGAGUGGUCCGAGGACGAGGAGCCGCACGAGGCGGUCGAGGACGAGGUCGUGGUGAAGGUGGAUUCUACCAAAGAAGUAUUGAGGACGUGGAGGUGGGUUUUGGCCGCAGCGUGCGAGAGAUACACCGCAGCCAGAGCUGGGAUGACCGUGAACUGAUACAGCUCACUGAUACUGCCAUUUCCCUCAGGGGCGAGCGACGAUUUGAGAAGCCACUGCGGCGGGAGGUUGGGCGUCCUGGCUUUGAAGACCCUGUAGGUCCCGUUGUUCCAGGGAGGAAGGAGUACACAAGGGCUGACAGCGAUAACUGGCGCACCCUCCGGGAGGAGCAGGAGGAGGAGGAGGGGGAGCCAGGCACCAACUGGAGACUUGCUGUAUCCCGCAGAGAUGUAUCAUCAGUAUCUGUUCUGUCAGAUGGUGGUCCUCGCUCAGCAGGCUGGCGGGAACACGUCGGCCCAGGUGAGAGUCGUCGGAGGAAGUUUGAUUUUGACUUCCGGGAAUCGGAUGGUCAUGGCGGUGGCCGCCGGCGUGCGGGCAGUGAGGGACUAGAGGACGACAGGGACGGCCUGCCAGAGUGGUGUACAGAUGAGGAAGAUGGGGAGAUGGGCACAUUUGACUCCUCUGGAGCUUUCAUGCCUUUGAAGAAGGGUGACAAGGAGACAAUCCUGGAGGAUGAGUUUGAGUUCAAGGGGAUAGAGGAAGAGGAGGAGGAGGAGGAAGAGGAGGAGAGCCUCACUGACACAGAGAGGAACAGCGCUGAAGGAGACAAAGAGAAUAAAGAAACUGGCUCUGCUGCGGUUGAUGGUGAGGCAAAGCCAGCAUCACCCACCUCUUCUCCUCCAACAUACUGUUCCCCUCCAUCCCUGGAGCUUCAACCCAGCAACGCAUGCACAGUUGUGGAUAAUACUCAGCUGAGCAACAGCCACCCUGUCAAGGCCAACAGCACGCCUGGUGAAGACUUGGCUCCUUUAGGGGGCUCCAAGGCCCAUUUGAGCCCCAGCACCACCACCUCCAGUUUGCCUCCCCCACCCCCUUCCUCUGCUGCUCCUCUCCUCCCUCCAUCUGGAGGAGACAAUGAGGAUGAUGAGGGCAUGAAGCACCUGCAGCAGGAGGCAGAGAAGAUGGUGGCAUCACUACAGGACACCUCUUUGGAGGAGGAGUGUUUCACCCAGGCUCUGCAGCAGCAGGAGAGCAGGAACACUGCAGCCGCUCUACCGCUGUCUCAUGAAGCCGCUAUGAAGUGGUUCUACAAGGACCCACAGGGAGAAAUCCAGGGUCCUUUCACCACAGUGGAGAUGUGUGAGUGGUUCCAGGCUGGCUACUUCACCAUGACCCUGCUGGUGAAGCGGGGCUGUGAUGAGGGCUUUCAGCCCCUGGGGGACGUCAUCAAGAUGUGGGGCCGUGUGCCCUUCGCCCCAGGGCCCUCCCCGCCGCCCCUGCUGGUGAGACAGCCACCACCAACGCAGCGCCCGCAGCCCACCCGGGGGCCCGCAGGGACUGGAAACCUGGACCAGGAGCGACUGAAAAAGCAACAGGAGCUGGCGGCAGCAGCUCUUUAUCAGCAGCUCCAACAGCAGCAGCUAUUCCAGCUCAUUAACAGGUGCAGUGAGCAGGGUAUGAUGCCUUCGAUGAACAGAUCGAUAUCAGUGCCAGAUACAGGGUCCAUGUGGGACAUGCAUACCUCAGCUUCACAGCCGUCCGGCAGUGAAGCCAGUCUUUGGGACAUAACAAUGAAUCCUACUACUCAGGGUCCAACUCUCGAACAGCUUCAAAAGCUCCAGCAGGAGAGGCGAGACGCUGAACUCAGGGCGAAGCGUGAGGAGGAGGAGCAGCGUAAGAGGAGAGAAGAGAAGAGAAGGCAACAAGAGGAACAGAAGAGGAGGGAGGAAGAGGAGCUCUUCAGACGCAAGCAGUGUCGUCAGCAGCAGGAGUUGAUCAUGAAGUUGCUGCAGCAGGCCCCCCAGCAGCAGGGUCCUGGGGCCGGCAGCUCGGGCUGGAGUGGGGGUCCUUCCUCUGGGCUCACCAAAGCAGGUAAAUCCCCAGCUCUGGCUCUGAUGGAAAUGCAGCAGGAGGCAGAGAGGCUUCUGAAGCAGCAGCAGCAGCAGAGAGCCCAACAGAGAGAGAGAGAUCGCCACUCCGGCAUGUCAAUGGGGAGCUCCUCAAUGGGAAGUCAGUGGGUGGAUGGUGUUGGCAUGUGGGGUGGACCUGGAGGUAUGGAGGGUAAAAGCAGCAGUGGAAGCUCUUCAGGCAGCAUGGGCAUGUGGGACGAGGCUGUGAAGAACCAGACCGGCCUGCGUGGCAACAGCAACAACAACAUGGGCUUGAAGAACAGCCGCAGCAGCCCGUCACUCAGUGAGCAGUACAUGAUGCGCCGUAAGCGGACAGAGGAGGAAGACAAGCUGCUGAAGCUGCUGCAGGGCAUGAAGCCCCAGGAUGGCUUCACCACCUGGUGUGAACAGAUGCUGCAUGCUCUCAACACCUCCAACAACUCCACCUCUUCUUUGGAUGUUUCCACAAUUGUGGCAUACCUGAAGGAGGUGGAGUCACCCUAUGCAGUGCUGGACUUCAUCCGGUCCUACCUAGGGGACACAGUGGAAGCCAAAGAGUUCGCCAAACAGUUUUUGGAGCGACGUGCCAAACAGAAAGCCAACCAACAGAGACAGCAGCAGCAGCAGUUAUCAAAGGAAGUGGCUGGAUUGAACAUGAACUUCCCUCUGCAGGACUCAAUGCGAGGUAUGAACCCAAGCACCCUGCAGUCAAUGUUUCAAACCAACCACAUGGGCAAGGCUGGUCUCUACGACAACCAGGGGGGAAAGAUGAAAAAGAAACAGCCCAUGAUGCUGCACUCUGACCCCAGCAUCUUAGGGUACUCAUUCCACAACACGGGCGAGUGUUUGAGCCUGAAUGAGAUGGAGAUGGUGGAGGAUUACUGAUGUGACGCAGCGCAGCAGCAAUAGCUACCUGAGGCCUUCUGUCUUUUAAUCAGACAAACCUGAUGACGAAUGUGCACUGCUGGGGGAAACAAGGGUUGGGGGUAGGAGGGGAGCAAGCGCGAGGGGAGGUGCAGGGUGGAGGCGCCUGGAUCUGCGCCUCCCACUCUUGGCUUCCCUCUGGAAAGACGCAAAGGGCUCCCUGCUGCACCAGUUGAUCACUUGAGCAGGGGAGAAGGGGGGUGAGGUUAAAAGGAAGAUGGGUAUCCUCUGGCACUCAAAAGAUUAAGCACCUUAUACUGAACUAAUGCACUUUAUUGAGAUGGGAUUUGAAUCGUUUUUUUUUUUUCAUGUGUGAAUGUGAGAGCGUUUGGAAUCAGUGCGCAUACAAGAUGUGUGUUCAUACACAAUAUCUGUGUGCAUGUGCAUCGGAACUGGAAGGGGCGGUGAAACAGUCGGUGGGUUGAAUGGUCGGGCUGUUAGGUUUUCAAAGUCAGGGGGACCUUUAGUUGAAACCUUAUCAGAGAGCAAAUCCUUUCUCAAAAGACAAACACUGUUGAUAUUUCUCUUGUUUAGCAUUUUUUUUACGUUUAUAUAAAAAGUAAAGCUAUUGAAAAAUGGAUUAUAAAAAAACUUGAAGAUUUGCACUUGCCUAAAAAAGAAAUAACAAAACAACAAAAAAAUUAAACAAAUGGGGUUAGUUAUAGAAGUGAAUAUUUUUUUAUGAAUGUGUAUGAAUGACUGAGUGAGUGAGUGGUGUGAGAUGGUUGGUUUGUGUCAGUAAUAUACCAGUCUGCACAAUGUUUCUUUUUCUUUUGUUGCUUACCAAGAUGUAUGAAACAUAAGAGGCCAUUUUUGUCUUUUUUUUUUUUGUUUUGUUUAAAUGGUAAUUUUGUAUUCUCAUGUUUAGAGCGUGUGUCCCUUCUCCAAACAGGGACUUGAUCUCCAUGUUUUGAGUGAGUAUGAAUGCAAGAGAGAGAGAGAGAGAGGGCAAUUGCACAACACAUCCUUUCUCUCACCAGCUCUUCUUCCCCAGAUAGACAAAUUCGAAAAUGCAUACAUUUGUAAAUGUCAGCUUUCGCGCUCAUAACCUGAUGACCACCACUAGUUUAUUUCCCUUAGCUUCUCCCUAUGGGGAGCUGUCUCUAGUCCUGUGAGGACUGGUAGACAGGGCGAAUCAUAAGGGACAUUACUGUGUGUGCAUCUGAAUGAGAUGUGUGUGUGUGAGAGAGAGAGAGUGCAUGUUCAUUUAUUGUUCAUAGAAAUGAGUUGAGACUACAGGUACUCAUUUUGAAUACAUGUGCUUUUUUUGUAUGUGUAUGAAUGCACAUUUGUGCCUAAGAACUUGGAUAGGGUGCAUGGCCAUUGAGACAUUAACUCUUUUUUGAGAGCAGGUGUGACGUGUGUCAGUGCUCAGCACAGUGUAUGUAAAGUAUGAAAGUUUGUAUCGUAAAUAAUUCUAGUUCAGUCUUGGGGUGAUCCAUCGGAAGGUUAGUCCAGUCUGUUUUCCUGGGGUGUGAUCACGUUGCCUUUCGUCAGCUCUCGAACUUGUGAAUGAAAGGUGUCGAGUUUCUGACUCUGAAAAAAAAAAAAAAAGCAUCUUAAUGUGCAAGUGCACAGAAUGGUGCAUGAAAUGUUAGCAUAUUGUGUUACUUAUUCGUUGUUGCAAUUUGAUAAUGACGAGUUUUCUUUUUUUAAUGAAAAAUAUAUAUGAAUAUAUACAUUAUAUACAAAGUUUAAAAAGUAUUUGGACUAAGAUAAUGAGCACUUGGGGCUGCUAUUUUUGUUGUUUUAAAUUUUUUUUUUUCCUUAAUUUGUUUUUUGUUUCAUUAUCGC